Messenger RNA from Papaver somniferum (opium poppy), 689 nucleotides. RefSeq names its product auxin-responsive protein SAUR50-like. Gene Ontology annotation, biological process: response to auxin. The record is from RefSeq and is a predicted model, not a curated record. NCBI's taxonomy places the organism in Eukaryota, Viridiplantae, Streptophyta, Magnoliopsida, Ranunculales, Papaveraceae. Bases 52 to 369 code for a protein of 105 amino acids. The transcript has a single exon.
AUCAAACCUAAGCUUAGUUAAUUAUCAUCAAGAUAGUGAGAAAGAGAGGAGAUGGCAGUGCUUAAGAUCAUAUUCGGAAACCUUGGCUCAUCAUUAGCUAAAAGGCCUGGUGUUUUCAAGUACUCUAAGCUGAAAACAAUGGAACUGCCAUAUGAUGUUAAAAAAGGGCAGUUUGCGGUGUUUGCAACUGAAGGAGAUGAAGCCAAUAGGUUCAUAGUUGAACUGGAGUGUCUUAAUAAUCCUGCAUUCUUGAAACUGUUAGAGAAAGCUGAAGAAGAAUUUGGGUUUGGACAAGAUGGAAUUAUUGGUCUACCUUGUAAACCAGAUGAGCUCAAGAGGAUUUUAGCAGGUAGUAGUGGAAGAAAAUAGUGUUUCUAAUAAUGAUAAACUUUGCAUCCAUUACACAGAAAUGUCAGUCGGAACGUGAAGAUUAACAGCUCCAAUGACAUUAGAAUACAUUCUCUUCGCGAAUUGGUGGAGUAUCUGGAACGAGUAGUAGUUUCGAGAGUAAAUCUAAAACUAGGGGAAACCUUAUUCUCACUCGAGAUUUAAGCGUUGUUUUUUAGUCUGUCGUCUUUAAAUCUUAUUUUUAAGUAGUUAUAAAUUUUAAUGUUUUGUUUUCGAUUGCAUGGGGAAGCGCAUAGAGUAGCUUACUUCUUCUCUGAUGCUCCUUCUUUGUAUGGCGUGUA